AUGGCAGAGCUCCUCGGUAUUCGGACUGACCUGCGUGGUCUGUACCAGGACCUUUCUGCUGUAUCAGAAGGGCACCUUGACAAUGUCGAGCGACUUUGUUUCGAACUGGAGACACACAUUCAAGACUUCCGCAAGCUCCUAGACAAGCCAGCAAAAAACAAUGCCAGUCGUCAGGCGGUUCUCUCAGGGAAGAUUACCGUUGCGGAGGUUGAAUAUUCGGUCAAUGCGGAUUUCCAGCAGGGCGCACUGCAGCUGGCAGAUGCCUUGGACCUCGAUGAAUUACAGGCUGCAGAAAUGUUUUUGGUCGCCCAGGAAGAUUCACAGGCGAUGGACAGACCCCCUCUCAUCGCAGCCAUCCUAUCCUUCCAUGAGCGCCGCCUAUUUACUCUGGAGUGUCUACGCCUCAUUUUCAAAGAAUCAAACGAGGUCGAACACGAAACCACCCAGGGUGUCAUGCAAGAAACACUAUCCUACAUCCUCGAAAUCAAGAACAGCUCUUUACAAAACGCCUCCCUCUUUGCGCGAAAAGCUCUGAACUCCAUGGCCGAUAUUGAAAGAUGGAUGACGCUUCUUGGGGAUCAAGCUCAAAAGGCCACUCUCGUUGGCCAGGAGAACGACAGCGAUGUCAUGGAAGCCAUUGAUUUCCAGCGUGGCAGUCUCAAGCAGCAGCACGAAUCGCUUGGUGCAAUCAUUUUCUACAUGUUCAAGGGCACGUAUACUAGCCCUGAAGACUUCCGUGCUCUUGUGGGGCAAUUGAAAAACCUUGACCGGUUCGACGGACAACUAUUCGACUACAUGCCCGUUACAAUUGCCGCUUUUGUGCAACACGGUUCCCCCGAGGGUUCCGGGUCCGAAAAAGUGGCCCGGGAUCUGAACAAAUUGAUGACAUCGACGCAAGAGAGCCAAAGCUGGAAGCUACCGAAUUUCCAUGCAUGCAUUGCUGUUUUGUGGAUUUCGGUUUACAGCGGCUGGUAUUUUGAUGGAAUGACAUCCCCCUCAGUCGAUGCCGAGAAAGAAUCUGAAGAACGCACCAAGAGCUUCAUGUCUUCCCUUGAUGAUGGUGCUCUUGACUUCAUGCUUGCCAUUUGCUCCACUGUUAAUGAUAAGGAAUGGGCUGAUCCUGCACGAAGUGAACUAGUUUCUCUCCUCCUACGGGAGAGCGUCGUCUCGUUGCCUGAAUCCGAGUCCUGUUCCGUCUACAUGAAGCAGCUUUUGAUGGAAAACUUCGAGGUCUUUGUGGAGACGUGCAUCGCCAAUAUGCCUGAUGCAGUCCGACAAUUGAAGUCUGAGGAGGACUCACAACGUCUGGAGCAAAUUACCGCACUUCGCGAUGGCCUUACUUCCAAUCUCCACCGUGGAUUAGUCGAGGCGCGUACUCAUCUUGAGUCUCUCCUUAUGAUCAUUACAUUUGCAUUUGAACACCGCGAAGAGGCUGCUCAGGAAUUCUGGGGUGAUCCAGAUGGCAAUCUUCAUGGCUUCCUUCAAUGGGCAUCCAAGCGGCAAACCGUUCCUCGAGUGAGCGCCUUCUGCGAAAUGCUGUGCUCGAUUUCAGAGGGCGAGGAAAAUGCACUCGCAGCGCAUAAAUUCUUGACAGAGGAAGAUAAAUUCAUGUCUACCAAGUUCAAGCGAUCCACGACCAUGAGCUGGUCGCAAAUGUUUGCCGAGCUCAAGCUGUAUGCGUCUCGAGUCACUGAAAAGCCUUCCGGUGGUGCAGCUGGACAGGGACAGAACAUGUAUCGUGGACGCAAACCAGAGCCCGUCGAGAUGAACGAGCCUGAAAGCCCUGUUAUGUUGACAUGCUACCUUCGGUUGAUGGGUCAUCUUUGCAAGCAGAGUAAAGCGAUUCGUCGGUGGAUGUUGCAAAAUCAGUCCUUUGACGUGGCAAACAUAUUGUUGGAUUUGUGCAGUGGAUCCAUUCCAUCGCAUCUUCGUGCAACUAUAUUUGCAACCCUCUCAGCUCUUAUGACUGACAAAUCUUCCUUUGUUGGGAACGAAAUGUGGACACGUCUCGACGGGUGGUUGUCGGGAGGAUCCAUGAGCGCAGGCAUUGGAAAAUUGCCGUUGGUCUCUAAUCCUGCUAUGUUGCAUCAACAACAGGCUUUGAAGACAAUUGGAGAGAGCUUCGACCAAACCAAUGCAUUUGUUGCUCUCAUCAAUUCACUUGUAUCCACUCCGCGGGACUUGGCUCACGAGUCCAUGGCCCUGUCUUUCCCGGAGACAUUGGGUGGAGCCUAUCGCAUGUCCGGUAUUGAGCCGUACAUUGAUUUUGUCUUGGGGCAUGCCUUUUCCCGGAAAAUCCACGACCUCAGCGAGUAUCAAUCUCGUCUUUUGACCUUUGGCUGUCUGCAAUUCGUAGUAGAAAGCCUGAGGUCAUUCAAUCAAGACCUCGUUAUAUUGUUGAGCCAGCCAUCCGUGUCCGAUUCUCCAGAGCAAACUUCCUCACUUGUCGCUUAUGUUUGCUCUCAUCCAUUUGCCCGUGUGCUGGACUGGCUUUUCAACGAGAAUGUCCUCAAAGCUCUGUUUGCAGUCUCCAAGAAGCACACGCCAGAAGUUGUCACUUCGCAGUCCGACUCUUUGCUCGUCUUAACCUUGCUUCGAAGCCUCGAGGUGAUGGACCUGCUCGUUGACCUUCAAUCAACUUACUUCAACAUUGUUAAGCCGAUAGUACAUUCUCAGCCUGGGUCAGCCAGGACGUUUGUGGCCAACUCCUCACUCUCCUCUUUCGAGGAUAGUGUGCUGAACAAUUUGUCACUUAUCACGUCCUUGUGUAUGUAUUGCAGUACGGGACAUCAACAGCUCACGAUAACAUCAAUGACCCUCCUGGAAAAGCUCACCAGCUCCAGGAAGCUCAACAGAAUGAGCUCCCCGGAAAUAACCAAAUGGCAAUCUUCCAACAAGAUCGUGGAGGUGCUUGCGGCCGAGGUCAACAUGGACAGCAUCACCUAUCCACUUGUUGAUCAAAUGAAAACAGAUGUCCGAGAGUUUGCUUUCGGUCCUAUGGCGGGCGGUUAUGUCAUUCGAGAGCGCCUUCUCGCUCUUCUGAAUACCUGCCUGGCGUCUAUCACUGAUCGCCCCACGGUAGCUCAUCUCAUGCUAGGAUUUGAAUGUGUUGGUACUAUCCUAGAUGUGUCAGCAGAAGGGCUUUUCGCAAACCAGAAGUCUUUGUUGCAUGCCCUCAUUGAUUUUCUGAAGACAUACCCCGAGAAUAUCGACGGAACCAUCAUGUCUUGGGCGGUGCAUCUGAAACGCAUGGCUAUUGAGGUCUUGAAACAUCUCUGGUCAUCUAAGUUAUCCAGCUUUUACACGAUGGGUGAAAUGCGUGCGCAAGCAUUCCUCCGCGAUAUGUUCACCAACCAAAUCAUUGUCGGGCCCAACACCUCUUGGGAUGCAUGUGCUGAGGACACUGGCUAUUCGGAGGACACUGACUCCUCGGAGGACACUGACGAGUUCCGGCUCACGGAUGGUCCAAAUGCUAUUGCAGAAUUCCUUCUUUACCGAAGUCAUCUCUUCAACUAUGCUGCUAGUGAGGUUCGUUCGGCAGCACAAGCUCGAUCACCGGCUUUGCAUGCCCAGAUUUUAUCUAUCUUGCUUGGAAACCCUGUUGGGGAGACUGGCGUGCCAAAUUCCAGUCCGUCAAUUUUCGACUUGUUCGAUUUUGCGGACCUCGAUGUUGGCUGUGAGCCCUGCACGCCUAAUCUCUCUCUCCUGCAUGAAGUUUUCCUACAAAUUGAACACCAACAAAAGGAGGGCGUGUUCGAUCCAGAUGGUGUUGGUGAGAUGAUUCAAUUGCGCCGGUCCCAACUAGAGGCAUAUGCGGAGGUUUGCCAUUCUCGGUCGGCGGUCCUUCCUGAUUAUGAGGAUGAGUUUAAACAAGAGACCAAAACCCUGAAAUCUUACAUUGUCCAAUCCGGCCAGAAACGAGUUGUUCGGGAAAAUCGUUACCUCGCCCUCCGAUCCUGGGUGGAGCUUGUUGCCACGGUCAUCACUUGCUCUGCUCUCGAUGAAGAAAGCAAACCCGCCUUUAUUCUUCACACAAUCCAAUUAAUCACCCCUAAGCUCACGAUGGCGAUCGAGGCCGAUCUUCCUGACGCGCUGGAAUUGGCACGACUGGCUGAGCUGCUCAUUGGUGCUCUUGCCUCCAGUGCAUCGACAGGAUCUCGCAGCGGAGAUGUGAUCGAUGAAAAAUUGCACCAGCUUUUCCAGCUGUGUAUUCGCGGUACCAACUUGGCUGCAGGGAACGUACUGUUGAGGGAAACCCUCUACGGUAUCUGCUCUCAUUACAUUAUUCGCAUCACAUCGUCAGAUAAGUCACAUGAUAACCUCCGACAUCUUAGCCAGCAGGUCAUCAAGUCGUCUGGGUCUAAUCUCAUCGAGACUAUUUGCGAUGACGCAUAUACUGGCCAAGAGUCUUGCCGUGCAUCUGCCCUUGUGCUACUGAACAGUCUGGCUGUCUUGGAUCGCCAGACUGAUUGCGUUUUGGCAGAAUUUAUCUCGCGUUCAAAUUACCUCAGUCUAUUCUUGGAUGUCCUCCGAUCUAUUCCCGUUGAACUCGACAAUGCCCAGGAAAGCGACACCCCAGCACUGCUCAACUACUAUGAGUCCCUGUUGUCUUUACUCCAGCGACUGUCUCAAACGAAGAAUGGUGCAACCUGUGUUCUUAACUCUGGUCUGUUCCAGGCUGCUCACGCAUCACGUCUUUUCGCUGCGGACCCCGACAUUGGCAUAGAAAUCGAGAACCCCGACGCUCUUCAAAGAUACUAUGACCUUCUACUGUCAAUCCUUCGCCUCGUGGUGUAUGCAGUCUUUUCCCGUGGAAUCGACAACGAGCAAAUCCAGGAGCAGACCAGGGCAUUCUUGGCUGCGAACCGGCCUUGCAUGGUUGGUAUAUUCAAACGAUCUGCCAAUAUUGGAAACACAUCUUCUGCCCACCAGGCUACUCUUCAUGAGUUGGUCAAGGCGUUCAUUACUCUUGUUGCUGCCACCGACUUCAUGGAUUUCGAGGAUCUGGAAAUGCAAGAAACCAUCCGACCAGCUCUGUUCUCAUGA
This is a messenger RNA of Penicillium salamii, 5046 nucleotides long. NCBI's taxonomy places the organism in Eukaryota, Fungi, Ascomycota, Eurotiomycetes, Eurotiales, Aspergillaceae. The record is from the annotation of a GenBank genome assembly.